Molecule: messenger RNA, 1080 nt
Organism: Vollenhovia emeryi
Lineage: Eukaryota; Metazoa; Arthropoda; Insecta; Hymenoptera; Formicidae
Product: DNA-directed RNA polymerase I subunit RPA43-like
Exons: 3
Biological process (GO): DNA-templated transcription initiation
Cellular component (GO): RNA polymerase I complex
Source: RefSeq, a predicted model, not a curated record
CAACUCAGCCAAAUUUUGGUGGUGGGGGUAUGUCGAAUUUUUAAGCCAAAAAUCGUUCGUCUGUUGGCCACGAGAGGCGCUGCGAUUCUGUAGUUCAAAAAACAUUAACGUGCCGCGGUUAUUUCGCAGGAAUGUUUCUCCGCGUCUUUUCAAGUAACGCUUAACGAAACUGCCUCCGCGAGUGGAAUGAAGAACCGCAAGGUGACGUGGGCCAACCUGGAGCUCGCCGGUCUCCUCGAGGACGAGGAGUCUCACGUGCACUUCGCGAGGACCACCAAGCACCUCUCGCUACAUCCGUACUACUUGAAUAACGUUCAGGGCGGUCUGAAUGAGAUAUUAAGAUCGUCGUUGAAUACUUACGACAAAGAGUUGAAAGGGUUUAUGCUAGCAUUUAGGAAUCUUAAAUUGCUUAACAAUCUGGGAGAGACGCUCUACGACUCUCCGUACAUUCAUAUUGACGUUGAAGCAGAUUUUUAUCUGUUUUGUCCAACAAACGGAACUUUCCUGAAAGGCGUAGUGAUAAAGAAGAGCCUGGACCAUAUCGUGGUACUGGUGCACAAAAUAUAUACAGUGUCUAUUCCGAAACCAGACGACACGGAGGAAUGGACAGGAGACUUGGUAGAGAUUGGCCAGGAAGUGAGAUGUUGCGUAAAUGAAGUAGACAACGGGAGUAAACCUCCUUUUAUCCGCGCCACUUUGAGGUUCGAUUACUCGCAAGGUUGUCGAGCGCUGUAAAGUAUAAAUAAUACUGACAAUGUGGACAGUGCAAUUAACUCUGUGAAGAUUGAAGUUUCUACUGGUGGAGUCUCAGAAGACAAUGAUGUUUCUGAAAAUAAAUGAUGGUGAAUCUCUUGUGUCAUACGAAUUUGAAUUAUUUGUUGGGAGAUGUUCUUUCUUAUGUACAACAGUUUCCAAAUGAGCGAUAUUUUGAAACAAACGGAACAAAUUCUCUAUUAUAUUCCACUCGUGUCUCUAGAAAUAUUAUUUCGAUAUUUUCGCAACAGAUUCGAGUGGUGAAACAAAAUUGUAUCUAUAUAAUUUAGUCAUUGAUGUAUCAUUUCUAGAUGGUGCAUAACGAGU